AGCUGUUUAGCAUGAAACAAAUGAUCUGUACAAAUUGUGUGAGAGAUACAAAAAACAGACAGCAUCCUUCUGUGCAGAAGAUAUCGGCGCAGAAUAAAAAUAGAGAAAGAAGAGGCGAAACGAGAACGGUCACUCCCCAGGGACCAGUCGUUAGCGUUGACCGUGUUGUCCAUCAAGACAGAUAAAGCGACCCGCGGAGGACAUCUGGUUUUUCUGUCUGCCACGAAUCGUGCGUCUUGUUCGAAGCUAAUUGAUGAGCAAUCCAUAUCACAAAGAAGCCCACUGGCAAGUGAAGUGAGACCUGUUUACUAAACAGCUAUUUGCUGAUAAAGUAACCAAUCGUGCCACGAUGCGCACCCCAUUCAUGAUUCGGCUGUUCGAAGGAAGGAAUCUCGUCCACAUGCAUCAUCUGGAUGCAACUUGAUGGUGGAAAUCUGUUAUUUGACACUAAUGCGUUCGCUGUUGCCUACGGUUGCGAACUCACUUUCCCAGUAUCUCAACGUCACACCGCCAGAUGGCUUGCCGGAGCCGAACGACGGCGACGUCAACGUUCUGGCUGGCCAUCAGAAAAAUGCCAGAACUGUCUGACCGGACACAUCGUGUGUCCGGAUGCGAUGCUAUCAGUUUUAUCUCAUUUAGCAGCACGCACGCACACUUGCAGGCUCCGCGAGACUGUGAUGAUCCAGGGGAAAUCCGUCAGACCGUCGAAUGCCGGUGGCUGUGCCGAUAUCAGUCCCAGUUGCUUUGCGCCGUAUCAUCUUUCACUAGGAGCUCGUGGAACAGUGAUCGGUUCGAAGUCAAUGCGAACCUCAGUUAGUCCCGACGAUCGACAUUGAUCGGAUCGAGUGAGUUAUGGAGUUUGGUAGCUUUGAACAGUCUUCAGACGAUUUUUUGGCCAACGGGUUCUACCACCUGUACACCGAGCUACAGGAUGACAGGGACAUAGCAUUGGCGUUGUCUGAACUGACGUGUCCAACGUUUGAAGUUACGGAGUGUCGGGGAGAGAAUCAAGCGUGUUCAGCACCCAUAGAUCCAACACCAUCCACUACGAACACACUGGAACUCAUACACUCGCUCGAUGGUGGCGGUGAUCUGGAGCUGGAACUGAACGUGGAAGACUUCAUAUUAGAGUACAACUGUGUUAACUUUAGCCAACUAUGGGAAAACGAACUACGAUUGCCGGAAAACACUUACCUGUGUGACGAUUCUUGUGAAGCAUUCAUACGCCAUUCGAACCCACCGGAAAGUGCUAACAAAUUGUCCACCAACGCAUCAGACGUAUCACAAUCGGUUCCGGCAACGGUUCAAGCUGUCCAUCGUCCGAGUGAAACGGAACCCGACUCGUCCGGAACAUUCGUCUGUCCGUUCGAAAGCUGUCGCAAAGUUUAUGCCAAGCCGGUACAUCUGAAAGCCCAUCUGCGACGCCAUGUGGGCGAUAAACCGUACCACUGCAAGUGGCCUGGCUGUCAGUGGAAAUUUUCACGCUCGGACGAACUGUCCCGUCACUUCCGGUCGCACUCGGGUGUGAAGCCGUAUCGGUGUGAGUACUGUCCGAAAUGUUUCUCCCGCUCGGACCAUCUGGCCAAACAUCGGAAGGUACACGAACGUAAGAUGAGUGUGGCGUCCGUUUCCGGGGCCGGAAAAUUGAAAGGAUCAAUGACUGGAGUGGUACCGGCAAGGGGACGACCUGGUCGGAAGCCCAAACAGACAGCAACAAAGCUAUCGUAAACGUACAAACGGUUAUAGUUGGAAAGGUGGUACGAGAAACUAAUCUUAAUAAAGACAAUCGGACAAUUUAUUCCCAGUUUUUCUUUCAACAACGUUGGGAUUUACCGAUGCUAUACCGAAUCGUUUAUCUUCAGUCUGUACAACUCUUCCAGUAACUUCUAGGCAUAUGGGCUAAGGCCAGAGUGGUUGUCGAAAAGAUCGCCAGUUUCUUUCGUGUGAUACUCGUUUUCUGAUAUUCAUUAUAAGGCUUUCACGAUAAUCCCGAGGAUCUUCAAGGUGUUGUCGUCCAUGAUGACGCAUGGUGACCAUGACUUUUCGCCAGCAACGUCAG
Molecule: messenger RNA, 2059 nt
Organism: Anopheles stephensi (Asian malaria mosquito)
Lineage: Eukaryota; Metazoa; Arthropoda; Insecta; Diptera; Culicidae
Gene: Klf15
Product: Krueppel-like factor 17
Exons: 1
Coding region: 853-1728 (291 amino acids)
Biological process (GO): regulation of transcription by RNA polymerase II
Molecular function (GO): DNA-binding transcription factor activity, RNA polymerase II-specific; RNA polymerase II cis-regulatory region sequence-specific DNA binding
Source: RefSeq, a predicted model, not a curated record